UUUGCCAGGCCCAGCUGAAGCCUCAGGUUUGGGGUUUGGAGACAAAACCCUGAAAUUUCCUUCAGGUCUUCAUUCGCACUGAGAGAAAUGGAAGGAGUGUCAUACCAGCGCUUCCCGAGGGUGAAAAUCCGAGAGCUCAAAGACGACUAUGUCAAAUUCGAGCUCCGUGAUACCGACGCCUCCAUAGCCAACGCUCUUCGCCGUGUUAUGAUCGCCGAGGUCCCCACUAUCGCCAUUGACCUCGUCGAGAUCGAGGUCAACUCCUCCGUCCUCAACGACGAGUUCAUCGCUCACCGCCUUGGCCUCAUUCCUCUCACCAGCGAACGCGCCAUGAGCAUGCGCUUCUCUCGCGACUGUGACGCUUGCGAUGGUGACGGCCAGUGUGAGUAUUGCUCAGUCGAGUUUCACCUACGUGCUAAAUGUAUCACUGACCAAACUCUAGACGUCACGAGCAAGGACUUGUACAGCUCUGAUCACACUGUGGUUCCUGUCGAUUUCUCUGAUUCGGCGGGCUAUGAUUCCUCUGAGCAGAAGGGAAUCAUCAUUGUGAAGCUUCGUCGUGGGCAGGAACUGAGACUGAGGGCCAUCGCCAGAAAAGGGAUUGGGAAGGAUCACGCAAAAUGGUCACCGGCGGCAACUGUAACUUUCAUGUAUGAACCAGAUAUUCAUAUCAAUGAGGAUUUGAUGGAAACUUUGACACUUGAGGAAAAACAAAGUUGGGUUGAAAGUAGUCCUACCAAAGUGUUUGACAUUGAUCCUAAUACCCAACAGGUUGUAGUGGUUGAUCCUGAAGCAUACACGUACGAUGAUGAAGUGAUCAAGAAAGCAAUAGCUAUGGGGAAGCCUGGGCUUGUGGAUAUCCAUGCUAAGGAAGACAGUUUUAUAUUCACAGUUGAAUCAACUGGUGCAAUUAAAGCUUCACAGUUGGUACUCAAUGCCAUAGAAGUCCUAAAACAAAAGCUGGAUGCUGUUCGCCUGUCAGAGGAUACUGUGGAAGCUGAUGAUCAGUUUGGUGAGUUAGGUGCUCAUAUGCGUGGAGGAUGAGCCAGUUUGCAAAUGGAGUUAUCAGUUGAUUAGUUUGUAUUGGCCUAUAUGAUGUUGAUAACCCCCCAUUUACUUUUGUCAAACUUAAUUAUCCUGUGCUAACUGCAUCUCUUUCCUGCUUGGUACAUCGGUGCAUCUUUAUGAGACAUUAACUUCUACAUACUCUGUGGGGCACCGGUUUUUUUUUUUUUUUUUUAAAUUAUUUUUGGAUACAAGAGAGCAGCACUAUGAUAUGCAUAAUCUGUGUGCUCAAACUUGGGAUAUCUGCCCACCUUCCCAACAAUUCAAUUCAAGCUCAAAUUGUUUCUAUUUUA
This is a messenger RNA of Hevea brasiliensis (rubber tree), 1358 nucleotides long. RefSeq names its product DNA-directed RNA polymerases II, IV and V subunit 3. Gene Ontology annotation, molecular function: DNA-directed RNA polymerase activity; DNA binding; protein dimerization activity. The coding region runs from base 88 to 1044 and encodes 318 amino acids. The record is from RefSeq and is a predicted model, not a curated record. Gene Ontology annotation, cellular component: RNA polymerase II, core complex. The transcript has 3 exons. Lineage: Eukaryota; Viridiplantae; Streptophyta; Magnoliopsida; Malpighiales; Euphorbiaceae. Gene Ontology annotation, biological process: DNA-templated transcription.